Messenger RNA from Saccostrea cuccullata (small rock oyster), 3248 nucleotides. RefSeq names its product coiled-coil domain-containing protein 57-like. Gene Ontology annotation, cellular component: centriolar satellite; spindle microtubule; centriole. The transcript is spliced from 21 exons. NCBI's taxonomy places the organism in Eukaryota, Metazoa, Mollusca, Bivalvia, Ostreida, Ostreidae. The record is from RefSeq and is a predicted model, not a curated record. Gene Ontology annotation, biological process: cilium assembly; microtubule nucleation; centriole replication. The coding region runs from base 17 to 3208 and encodes 1063 amino acids.
AUGAAAAUAAAAGGAAAUGGACACACAAGGUAACUGGAAGGAAUUAGCUGCUCAAAAAGAGAGAGAAUGGAAAGAAGUUACAGAGUUAAGGAUUCAAACUUUGGAAGAAGCAUUGAAUGGGAAAGAAAAAGAGCUGCAAGAGGAAAGAGCAAAAUUUUCUAAACUUAAAGAGGAUUUUAAGUACAACCUCAAAGUUCUGGAGGAAAGAGACCAAGAAUUAGAAAGAUAUGAUGUCACAUUUACUGAAGUAAAAGCACAGCUGAAUCUGAAAACUGCAGAGAUUAGUGAACUAAAAAUCCAGUUAGAUGAUACCAAGUCUACGGUAAACAGAGAAAUUCUUGCACAAGAAGAUCUCCAAAAACACUAUCAACAUAGGCUUAAAGAGAAGCAAGCAGAAAUUGACUCUUUUAAAAGCUGUAAGGAUUCAGAAAUUCAUAAAGAGAGAAAGGAGUUUGAAACUUUUAAGAGAAACUUACAACAUCAGUUAAAACAGGUGGAGGAUGACUUGGAUACACAGAAAAGAGAACUGACAAUUAGUUUUGAAGAUGCUGUGAAGAAGAGAGAGCAUGAGUUCAGGCUACAGAAAGAUGAAAUGAGUGCUAAAGUCCUUGAGUAUGAAUUAAAGGCAAAACUUUUGGCAAAAGAAUUAGAGAUCGUGAAAACCAGCCAGGUUAAGGAGAGCGAACAAUUAAGUGAUGUAGAACACAGCCACAGAGAGCUAGAGAAAAAACUCAAGGAGAAGGAAUGGGAGCUCGCGGACACCACCUCAAUGAAAGAUGCUAGGAUAUCCGAGUUAGAAAUUCAAGCCCAGCAAACAGAAACCAUGAUGAAUAGGAUGAAAGAAGAUUUCCAAAGAAAACAUGCAGAACUGGAUAAAUUAGCUCGUGAGAAAGAGACAGCCUUGUCUAAGAUUAAGGAGGGUUACAUUGAGAGGGAGCAGUCAUUGCAGGCUAACAUCAGAGAUCUGCAGGCAAAGCUGGAGGACGGCCAGGUGGAGAUGAGGAAACUGGAGUGGAACAAGGCGGAUCUAGAAAAAGAAAAGGAUCUACAGAUAGAAAAGUUACAAGAGGAACUGUAUCAGCAAAAGGAGAGGUGGGAGAAACAGAUAGUAGACGCCUCUCGGAGCCAGGUCAGUAAGGAUGUGGAACUACAGCGACUGAGAGAGAACGAAGAGAAACUAAAGGCAGAACUCAUACAGAGGAAGCAAGACAUCGAGAGGUAUAAGAAGGACCUGACCCUGGCCGUGGAGAGGGAGAGGUCCUCGGAGAGGAGCAGGACUCAGUUGGACCUCGACUGGCAGAGGAGACUCGAGGAGAAGGAGUCCCAUCAGUACGAGAAGUCCGAGGACCUCAUCAAGAAACUCACCAAGAGCAGGGAUGAAGCUUUAGCCACAGUAAAAGAGCGGGACAGAGAUAUUCUCCAGAGAGAAGCUCUGAUCAGAGCACUGCACAGAGAACGGGAACAGGCACUGGGUACACUGAAGAAACACGGCAUUCCAGUCAAUAAAAACAUCAAUGUGGAUAUAAACAAAGUGUGGAAGUUUGCAGAUCCAGAGGAGAUAGAGUCUCUAAAGGAUCAAAAUGAGAAUCUCAAAUCUGUCAUCAAGGAGAUGAGAACCCAGAUGGAGAUUUUAGGACAGGAGUUACCUUCUCCUGAAAAAAACCCUGAUCCAUCUUCAACAGCUGGAGAAUAUGUUCAGAGCCUAGAAAAUGAAGCCAGAGCUCUUCGGAAGCGAAACCGAGAACUUGAGCAUGAUUUGGAUACGUACAGGAAGUAUGGCAGAGUGCCACCUGUGGCUCCAUCUACCUCAGAACAGACACAGGAAGUACUAGCAGAGGUCAAGGACAAUUCAGCAGUUCUCUCUCACAUACAGUCCCUGAAUGAUCAGAUUGGUGCCAUGAGAUCUGAAAAAAUUGAAAUGACAGCUCAGUUGAAGAAACAACAGGCUAGAAUGCAAUACUUAGAAGGCAUGGUAGAAAAACUCAACAAAGAGCCAAGACAGAAGCAGGUUGAAAUUGACCAGUUGAAAUACGAGUUGAAUGCUCAGAGGAGGCGGGACCAAUCAGAAAUAGGAGCUCUUAACCAGCGAGUAGCAGAACUGGAAAUUCAACUGGUGGAGGCUCGGAAAGAGGCAGAUGAAUACUACAGAGCAACUCUGGAAAGAAACAUGGAGGUCACAUCACUCCAGCAACAGAUAUCAAAUUUAAAAUUAGAGCUUGCAGAAAAAAGACCAGAGUUAAACUUUGGUGCACAGGAAUUGGUCAUUCAGCAGCUACAAGAUGAAAUACUGAAUUUAAGAAAAGGAGUUAUUCAGGCCUCCACAACAGAAAGUGCAACAACAGGCAACAGUGCAGUAGUACAGGAAUUAAAGAAUAAGCUGAAGUUAGCAGCCAAGCACAUAGCUCAGCUUGCUAAGGAGAGGCAGCAGCUUAUAGAGAUGGGGAACAAGCUACGAGCUGAGCUUAACAAAGAGGGGAUUAAACCACCAGCCGCACUACAAGACAGACCUGAGCCUGUGUUCCCCAUCCAGAAAGUGAACAAUAAUGAAAUGUCACAACAGCUCUCUCAACAGUUCCUCAGUAAACUCUCACAACUGGAGAAACUGCAGUAUCAACUCACAAAACAGCAACUUCAGUUUGCACAGAAGUUCCCUGAGCCACAGAAUAGAAACAGCAAUAACUCUGAGUCUGACCAGGAAUACAGACCUCCCUCUAUACUGAAGAGGGCCUCUAAUAUUGGAACUAACAGAGAUCAGCCUGUUCAGUAUGUCCGAGAAAGUCAGGACACUCUAAAUGACAGUUAUAGGCCUGUUAGCCCUGUACGAUUCAGUAGAGAGGGACCACUCAUCAGAAGUUAUGAUGAUAGGGAGCAGUCAUUGAACUCAAAUCUGGAGGACAGGGACCAGUUAUUAGUUACAAUGUCCUCCGCUGGCGGGGAAUCAUUGGAGGAGGUAUGGAGGAUGCUAGACCGCCCCACCCCUAGCCCAUUCACCACUCCAAGAUAUCCCGAAAAAUCAGAGAAAUCAAGGAAAUAUUCCUCUGAAGAAUCAUCCAAUGAAAUCACAGUUAAAGGGAAACAACCCACAAUACACCAGAGAACGAAACCUGAACCCAAACCCUCCUCCGUAAAAUCCCCCAAAACCUCCAGAAAAGGCCCCCAGAAGUCCAAACCCAGAAACUACAACAUCAGAGAUAGUGGAAGUAGUUAGCAAACUGAACAUUUACACUUUUGUUUAUUGUUAUACAUGU